Hibiscus syriacus is the source of this 871-nucleotide messenger RNA. Its product is annotated as probable phospholipid hydroperoxide glutathione peroxidase. Lineage: Eukaryota; Viridiplantae; Streptophyta; Magnoliopsida; Malvales; Malvaceae. The transcript has 6 exons. Gene Ontology annotation, molecular function: glutathione peroxidase activity. Gene Ontology annotation, biological process: response to oxidative stress. Gene Ontology annotation, cellular component: cytosol. The record is from RefSeq and is a predicted model, not a curated record. The coding region runs from base 144 to 644 and encodes 166 amino acids.
ACGACAAUUUGACCUUAAUUUGAAGAAAUCUUGAAAUAAUUGUUCUGCUUCUCUUCUACUGAGUUUCAAGCGAACUCCGUUCCAAUUCUCGUCAGAUUUCCCCAGUUUCUCUGGUUAAUUUCCGAUUUGAAUUUGAUCAUAUUAUGGCCAGUCAAUCCUCCAAGGGAUCCAUUUAUGACUUCACUGUUAAGGAUGCAAGAGGAAAUGACAUUAAUUUAGGCAAUUACAAGGGCAAGGUCCUGUUGAUUGUCAAUGUUGCAUCUCAAUGUGGCUUGACCAAUUCCAACUACACUGAGUUGAGUAAAUUGUAUGAGAAAUAUAAAGAUCAAGGUUUUGAGAUUCUUGCAUUUCCAUGUAACCAGUUUGGAGGUCAGGAGCCUGGAAACAAUGAGCAAAUCUUAGAGUUUGCUUGCACUCGCUUUAAAGCUGAAUACCCCAUAUUUGAUAAGGUCGAUGUGAACGGUGAGAAGGCUGCUCCCAUAUACAAAUUCCUAAAGUCUAGCAAAGGUGGACUUUUCGGGGACAGCAUCAAGUGGAAUUUCUCCAAGUUCCUGGUUGAUAAGGAGGGCAAUGUCGUCGAUCGUUAUGCUCCCACUACUUCUCCUCUUAGCAUUGAGAAGGAUAUAAAGAAACUGUUGGCCUGAAUCCUAUGACUGGAGGAGGUUACCUGAUCACUUCAGAGAGUCCAUAAACUAGAUACUUUUAUGAAUAAAAAGACUAUUCUAUCUCUGUUUAUAUUUCCUCAUCUCCUAAUGAUGGGUUAGACUGCAUUACAGUUUAGAAGUUGUCCCUUACCUUUUAUAAUGUUUUAUUCACCGCGGAAAAGUACAUCUGUCUUCAUACUUGAAUAUAUUUUGCUAUUAGCAACUAA